Molecule: messenger RNA, 503 nt
Organism: Fusarium redolens
Lineage: Eukaryota; Fungi; Ascomycota; Sordariomycetes; Hypocreales; Nectriaceae
Exons: 2
Coding region: 48-329 (93 amino acids)
Source: RefSeq, a predicted model, not a curated record
CCUACUGUACCAAUUACCCCGCGUAUCAGGUCCUGAUACAACAUUUGAUGGUCCGUGCCCUUUGGUAUUGGGUCCUGAUACACGAAAUCAUGGCCUGUGCACGCCGCGCACCCCUGUCACAACAGAUCAGAUGGUUUAAUAACACAUUUUCGCCCCGUACUUUCCCCGAAGGAAACGCACUGCGUUUCUCGCACCAUGCUAAUGAAAUCAGAAAACCUAAAACACGAAACGCGUCGCAUUUCCGUCGGCUGACCAUUGUCAAGUACAACAGCUUCACUACAGACCUAAACAACAACAUACAUGACCGUUGUCUAUUGAAAUUCACCUGAUCAAAAUGACUGCCAUUUACAACUGGCAGCUCACCAUCACCAUGAACUCGUUAGCAAAAGGAUAUUGGCCAAGACUUUCGCAGUUACCGCUGGCGGCAAGUGCGGUGACAUCUGACAACUAGCAGAGCUUCUCACCCAAUGGCUGACAAGCAAGUCUCACAUUCACCAAUCGAG